GCGGCAGUAUGAAGUAACUGUUGUUAAUGUCAGUGUAUCAGGGCUGUUAUGAGGAUGUACUCAGAUGGAGUAUAUAGUGAUUUCUUUAUCAGUCUGUAAACGAUGACUUGUCCUAAUAUACACAUAAAACACUGCAAAAAUGAGAAUUGUUCACAUUCACUGAAUUUAUUAGAUUGUAUCACUCAUGUCGAUAAAUUUCUGUAUCGUGAAGUUCAACUACAUGGUGAUAAUUUAUUACGAGGAUUAUCUACGUUAAUUCCUCGAGUAGAACACUUGAAUAGUAGAAAUGAAUUUCUGAGUAAAAUCAAGUCCAAGUUGCAGACAUCAAAUGAAAAUAAUUUUCAUGCAAGAUUACAAACUCAACCAUCAUCAGCAUUAUCAUUACCAUAUUCGACACUUUCAAAUUUAAAUUCACAAGAAUCUUUAAGAUUAUGUGUAACUCAGGAAAAUAAUAAUGAUGACAUGAAUCCAAGGUGUGUUAUUACACCUAUCGAUACAGUAUCAACAUGUAGUGAGGCUUUAAGACGUGACCUAAGUCAAAAUGCAUUCAAAUCAACUCCUAAUGAUACUCCUAUUAAUGGUGGUGAUGAUGAUGAUGAUGAUCAAGAAUGGAACAGAUCGUCUACACCUGAACCUGAUAAAGAUGAUACGAGUGAACCAAAAUCAGUAUUUGAGAUGAAUAGUCAAAAAUUGUGGACUGAAUGUUUGCAAGCAGUAGAGUCAGUGUAUUCAAUAGAAUGUCCUGAGGAAAUUGGAUCCCAACUACUUUCACUGUUCCAAACGAAUGAUCCCGAGUAACUUAUGUGUACAUAUACUAUUUUUUUAUUACUAAAAAAAAACAAAACAAUAAAACUACUUUGAAGGCAGCAGCCC
Trichobilharzia szidati is the source of this 873-nucleotide messenger RNA. The record is from the annotation of a GenBank genome assembly. NCBI's taxonomy places the organism in Eukaryota, Metazoa, Platyhelminthes, Trematoda, Strigeidida, Schistosomatidae.